AUGACCAAAAAUUACAAAAAGGAUUCAGAAGACUACCUGACGAUUUGCUUGAAGUAUCUACUAUUUGUUUUUAACAUCAUCUUCUGGGUGGCUGGUGUUGGUGUGCUUCUCACUGGAGCUUGGACACUGAAUGAAAAGAGAGACUACCUGAACCUUCUGCCAUCUAGCACCUUUGCUGUCUCUGCCAGUAUCCUUAUCUUCGCUGGAAGCCUUGUGACAAUCACUGGGUUCCUUGGGUGCUGUGCUGUUAUUCGAGAGCAGAAGUCUGCCCUUGUAGCAUACUUUUCUUCACUCUUGUUAAUCUUCCUGAUCGAGCUGGUAGCCGGCAUCCUUGCUUGUGUUUAUUAUCAAAGGUUGAGUGAAGAGUUGAAAGAGCAGCUGAACAAAGAGAUGAUGGAGAAUUACGGGCAGCCAGGAGAGGGCAGCAUCACCCAGUCCAUCGAUCGGCUUCAGCAAGACUUUAAAUGCUGUGGCAGCAACAGCUCGUCUGACUGGCAGGACAGUGUCUACAUUCUCUCCCCUGACUCGGGUGACAGGCUUGUACCUGACAGUUGUUGUAAAACUGUAACAGAGGCCUGUGGCCAACGAGACCACCCAUCAAAUGUCUACAAGGUAGAGGGAGGAUGCCUCGUCGUUCUGGAGCAGGUAUUUGCAGAUCACCUGUUGAUCAUGGGAGCUGUUGGCAUUGGCGUGGCCUGCCUGCAGCUGAUUGGAGCCGUAACAACUGCCUGCUUCAUCUGCGUGAUCAUCAGAGAGGAGGAGGAGUUUUUCCAGAACUGACGGCUUGCCUGUUUGUGGAACGAGGUGACCUGUUGGUGUCGAGUGGAUCCACGAUAGUAGCUGAUCUCUGUGGCAGGGGUACACUCAGAAGUUGCAGUACAUUUACUGGCUGCAGAAUGUAGGAGCAAAAUAAUAUAUAAAUCAUUUCUAACCAUAAUGUGUACAAAUCCCAGUUACUGUGCCUUGCUCAGUCUGACAUUGAAUUAACAUAGAGCAGGUAUCAGGGUGGAAAUAAUUAAAGUUACAUGUGCAUGUUAAAAUAUAUCACACUGCCUAACACUAGUUGUGCUCAAUACCGCACUAGCUUACAGCAAAAUGUAACGUUACUGACACAGGUUUAAGGACAUCAGCCAUUUAGUGCAUUGAACGUGCUGCACCAUUCACUGAUAUCAAAUGUGUCAUUGCCUUAAUCGGCAGGGUCUUCCCGCCCUCCCAUAAGGCCAUUAAAGACAGAAGCAGAAUUAGGCCAUUUGGCCCAUUGAGUCUGCUCUGUCAUUCCAUCAUGGCUGAUUUAUUAUCCCUUUCAACCCUAUUCUCCUGCCUUCUCACCAUAACCUGUGAUACCCUGACUAAUCAAAAACCUAUUAACCUCUGCUUUAAAUAACCCAACUUGGUCUCCACAGCCACCUGUGGCAAUGGAUUACACAGAUUCACUGCCCUCUGCCUAAAGAAAUUCCUCCUCAUCUUUGUUCUGAAUGGACCUCCUUCUGUUCUGAAGCAGUGCCCUCUGCUCCACCCUGUCUAGCCCCUUCAAUAUUCGAUAAGUUUCUGAGAUCGCCCCUCAUUCUUCUAAAUUCCAGAAAGUACAGGCCCAGAGCCAUUAAACACUCCUCAUACAUUAACCCUUUCAUUCCUGGGAAUAUUCUUGUGAACCUCCUCUGAACCGUCUCCAAUACCAACACAUCAUUGGGGUCUGUUUUGGGGGAGGUACGACCUGCACAAAAAGGAUGGGUUACACCUGAACCCAAAGGGGUCCAAUAUCCUAUGAGACAGGUUUAUAGAGCUGUUAGGGAAGGUUUAAGCUAAUUUUGCAGAGGGGUGGGAACCACAGUGAUAGGGCUGAGGAACAGGGAAACAGAAAUAAAUCAAAGAUAACGUGCAACAGAGAUGAUAGAAAAGACAGGCAGGAAAUGAGGCAUGAUCACAGCCAGUGGGAUGAUUUACAGGUCAAUAGAGGCGUGGUGCAGUUAAAAUAGAAAACAACAAAUACUGGACUGAAAGUGUUAUAUUUGAAUGCACGCAGCAUAAGAAAUAAAAUGGACGAUCUUGAAAUUCAGAUUGGCAAGUAUGACAUUGUAGCCAUCUCUGAAGCUUGGCUAAAGGAUGGCUGCCAUUGGGAGCUGAACAUCUAAGGAUGAACAAUGUAUCAGAAAGAUAGGUUAGUAGGCAGAGGGGGUGGUGAGGCCCUGUGUAUAAGAAAUAAUAUUAAAUCAUUAAUUAUACUUUAUUGUCACCAAACAAUUGAUACUAGAGUGUACAAUCAUCACAGUGAUAUUUGUUUCUGCACUUCGCGCUCCCUGAAGUACAAAUCGAAGUAAAUAUAAUAAAAAUUUAAAUUAUAAAUCAUAAUUAGAAAAUAGAAAAGGGAAAGUAAGGUAGUGCAAUUCAGGUCCAGAUAUUUGGAAGGUACGACCCAGAUCCGGGUCGGGAUCUGUUCAGCAGUUUUAUCACAGUUGGAAAGAAGCUGUUCCCAAAUCUAGCCAUAUGAGUCUUCAUGCUCCUGAACCAUCUCCCGGAGGGAAGUGGGACAAAAAGUGUGUUGGCUGGGUGGGUCUUGUCCUUGAUUAUUCUGGCAGCACUGCUCCGACAGCGUGCGGUGUAAAGUGAGUCCAAGGAUGGAAGAUUGGUUUGUGUGAUGUGCUGGGCUCUGUUCAUGAUCUUCUGUAGCUUUUUCCAGUCUUGGACAGGACAACUUCCAUACCAGGUUGUGAUGCACCCUAGAAGAAUGCUUUCUACGGUGCAUCUAUAAAAAUCAGUGAGGGAUUAAAAAGGGGUGACAUAGGAUUGGAAGGUGUAGAGUGUCUCUAUGAGUUGAGUUAAGAAGUGGCAAGGGUAAAAGGACCCUAAUGGCAGUUGUAUACAGGCCUCCAAACAGCAGCCAGGAUGUAGAUUACAAAUUACAGCAGGAGAUAGAAAAGGCAUAUCAGAAGGGCAAAGUCAUGAUAAUCCUUGGGGAUGUUAACAUGAAAGUGGAGUGGGAAAACCAGACCAGUACUGCACCUCAAGAGAGAGAAUAUGUAGAAUGUCUAACGGAUGGCUUUUCAGAACAGCUUGUUGAGCCCACUAGGGGAUUGGCUGUUCUGGAUUGGGUAUUGUGUAAUGAUCCAGAGGUGAUAAGAGAGCUUAAGGAACCCUAAGGGAACAGUGAUCACAAUAUGAUCGAGUUCAUUUUGAAAUUUGAGAAGUUAAAUUCCAAAGUGUCAGUAUUUCAGUGGAAUAAAGGAAAUUACAAAAACGUGAGAUGGGAGUUCUUCAAAGUUGACUGGAAAGAGACACUAGCAGGAAGGACAGCAGAGCAGCAAUGGCUGGAGUUUCUGUGAAAACUGAGGCAAGUGCAAGACAGAUGUAUUCCAAAUAAGAAGAAAUUUUUGAAUGGAAGAAGGACACUACCAUGGCUAACAAGUGAAAUCAGAGCCAAAGUAAAAGCAAAAGAGAGGGCACACAAGGAAGCCAAAGCUAGUGGGAAAAAAGAGGAUUGGGAAGCUUUUAAAACCCUGCAGAAGGAAACUAAGAAGGUCAUUAGGAAGGAAAAGAUGAAUUAUGAAUGGAAGCUGGCGAUUAAUAUCAAAGAAGAUACUAAAAGCUUUUUUAAGUAUAUAAAGGGCAAAAGAGAGUUGAAGGUAGUCAUAGGACUAAUAGAAAAUGAUGCUGGAGAUAUUGUAAUGAGAGAUGCAGAGAUGGUAGAGGAACUAAAUGAGUAUUUUUCAUCAAUCUUCACAGUGGAAGACAUCUGUAGUAAAAUGGACAUUCAAGGGUGUCAGGGAAGUGUAGUAUGCUCAGUAACAAUUACGACCGAGAAAGUGCUCAGAAAGCUUAACGGUCUGACGGUAGAUAAAUCUCCUGGACCUGAUGGAAUGCACCUUUGGGCUCUGAAGGAAGUAGCUGGAGAGAUUGUGGAGGCAUUAACAGUGAUCUUUCAAGAAUUGGUAGUUUCUAGCAUGACUGGAUAAUUGCAAGUUUAAUUCAGCUAUUUAAGAAGGGUGGGAGGCAGCAGAAAGGAAACUAUAGACCUGUUAGCCUGACAUCAGUGGUUGGGAAGCUGUUGGAAUCGAUUGUUAGGGAUGAGAUUAUGGAGUACCUGGAGGCACAUGACAAGAUGGGACAAAACCAGCAUGGUUUCCUGAAAGGAAAAUUCUCCCUGAGUAACCUACUGCAAUUUUUUGAGGAAAUUACAAGCAGGGUAGACAAAGGUGAUGCAGUAGACAUGGUGUACUUGGAUUUUCAGAAGGCCUUUGACAAGGUGCCGCACAUGAGGCUGCUUAGCGAGAUAAGAGCCCAUGGAAUUACAGGGAAGUUACUAGCAUGGGUGGAGCAUUGUCUGGUUGGCAGAAAACAGAGUGGAAAUAAAGGGAUCCUAUCUGGCCGGCUACCGGUUACCAGUGGAGUUCCACAGGGGUCAGUGUUGGGACUGCUGCUUCUUAUGAUGUACAUCAAUGAUUUGGACUAUGGGAUUAAUGGAUUUGUGGCUAAAUUUUAUGAUGAUACAAAGAUAGGUAGAGGAGCUGACAGUGCUGAGGAAACAGCAAACACGAGGAAAUCUGCAGAUG
Molecule: messenger RNA, 4547 nt
Organism: Hypanus sabinus (Atlantic stingray)
Lineage: Eukaryota; Metazoa; Chordata; Chondrichthyes; Myliobatiformes; Dasyatidae
Gene: tspan11
Product: tetraspanin 11
Exons: 8
Coding region: 1-780 (259 amino acids)
Cellular component (GO): membrane
Source: RefSeq, a predicted model, not a curated record